AUGAACCUGGACCCUCAGACACAACGUAAGAGACUACACAGAGCAGAGUUUCCAUCAUCCAGCUGUCUGUCUAUGAAGAGUAAAUGGUCUAAUUAUGAUCCUCCAAACUUCAGUAAUAAACCUGGACCCUCAGACACAAAGAAGAGGAGGGCUGUUUCUGUGGAGGAGCUGCUGUCCUGCUGUUCUUUGUGUCAGGACGUCCUGAAGGAUCCAGUCUCUACCAGCUGUGGACACUGGUUCUGCAGACAGUGCAUCACCUCAUACUGGGACCAGUCUGCUUCAUCAGGAGACUCCUCCUGUCCCAAGUGUGGAAAAAGAUCCAGAACCAGACCUGGACUGCAGAUAGACAGUCAGACCAGCAAUGUACAAACAGAAAGUGGUCUGCAGGAGGUUUUAAAUGAACAUCACAUCAGUCUGAGCAGCACAUGUGAAUGUGUGACUCAAGGAACUGAUGAAGCAGGAACUAAAAUCCUCCUCAUCAGCAUCUUCACUAAGGUCUACAUCACAGAGGGACAGAGUGAAGAGGUUAAUACCCAACAUGAGGUGAGACAGCUUGAAACAGCUUCCAAGAUGAAGACCCUCCAUGACGCUCCAAUCAAGUGUCAGGACAUCUUUAAAGUCCUACCUGACCAACAGGACAUCUGUGAAGUCUUACACAGAGUCAGAGUGGUUCUGAUGAACGGCGUCGCUGGCGUUGGAAAAACCUUCACAGUGCAGAAGUUCACUCUGGACUGGGCACAGCGCUCCAACAACCAAGAUAUCAGUCUGCUGAUUCCACUUCCAUUCAGGGAUCUGAACUUGAUCAAAGAUGAGCAGUACAGUCUGCUCAUGCUGAUCCAUGUUUUCUAUCCAACAUUACAGAAGCUCACAGCAGAGAAGCUCGCUGUCUGUAAAGUUCUGUUCAUCUUUGACGGCCUGGAUGAAAGCAGACUUUCACUGGAUUUCAACAACAGUGAGGUCGUGUCUGAUGUCACACAGAAGUCAUCAGUCAGCGUGCUGUUGACAAACCUCAUCAAGGGGAAGCUGCUUCCCCGGGCUCUCGUCUGGAUCACUUCCCGACCUGCAGCAGCCAAUCAAAUCCCUCCUUCAUGUGUGGACAGGGUAACAGAAGUACGAGGCUUCACUGACCCCCAGAAGGAGGAGUACUUCAGGAGGAGAUUCAGUGAUGAAGAGCAGUCCAGCACAAUCAUCUCACACAUCAAGACAUCCAGGAGCCUCCACAUCAUGUGUCACAUCCCAGUCUUCUGCUGGAUCACUGCUUCAGUUCUGGACCACAUGUUGACUACAGACCAGAGAGGAGAGCUGCCCAAGACCCUGACUGACCUGUACUCACACUUCCUGCUGAUUCAGACAAAGAGGAAGAAGAACAGGUGUGAUGAGGGACUGGAGAAAAGAAACAUCGUGUUCUACCAAAAAGACCUGGAGCAGUGUGGUCUUGAUGUCACAGAGGCCUCGGUGUUAUCAGGAGUUUGUACACAGAUCUUCAAAACAGAGAAUCACCAGAAGACAACAGUCUACAGCUUUGUUCAUCUGAGCGUUCAGGAGUUUCUGGCUGCAGUCUACAUGUACCACUGUUACACCAGCAGGAAGACAAAGAGAGUCAUGGAGAAAUCUCUCAGAAGUGAAAAUGGCCACCUGGACCUGUUUGUCCGCUUCCUUCAUGGCCUCUCUCUGGAGUCCAACCAGAGUCUCUUAGGAGGCCUGCUGGGUCAGACAGAGAACAGUCCAGAAACCAUCCAGGGAGUCAUCGACAACCUGAAGAAGAUGAACAGUGGUGAUAUCUCUCCUGACAGAAGCAUCAACAUCUUCCACUGUCUGAUGGAGAUGAACGACCGCUCAGUACAUCAGGAGAUCCAAGAGUUCCUGAAGUCAGAGAACAGACCAGAGAAGGAACUAUCUGUGAUCCACUGCUCAGCUCUGGCCUACAUGCUGCAGAUGUCAGAGGAGGUUCUGGAUGAGUUGGACCUGGAGAAGUACAACACAUCAGAUGAGGGACGAUGGAGACUGAUCCCAGCUGUGAGGAACUGCAGAAAGGCUCAACUUUCUAACUGUGGACUCUCAGAGACUCACUGUGAAGUUGUGGUCUCAGCUCUGAAGUCCAACCCUCAUCUGACAGAACUGGACCUGAGUCUCAACAACCUGUCUGAUUCAUCAACUGUCUUGGUGUGGACUCUCAGAGACUCACUGUGA
Messenger RNA from Scomber scombrus (Atlantic mackerel), 2190 nucleotides. Its product is annotated as NLR family CARD domain-containing protein 3-like. The record is from RefSeq and is a predicted model, not a curated record. The transcript is spliced from 9 exons. The coding region runs from base 1 to 2190 and encodes 729 amino acids. Lineage: Eukaryota; Metazoa; Chordata; Actinopteri; Scombriformes; Scombridae.